This is a messenger RNA of Pistacia vera, 429 nucleotides long. RefSeq lists its product as uncharacterized. The transcript has 3 exons. The coding region runs from base 1 to 429 and encodes 142 amino acids. The record is from RefSeq and is a predicted model, not a curated record. NCBI's taxonomy places the organism in Eukaryota, Viridiplantae, Streptophyta, Magnoliopsida, Sapindales, Anacardiaceae.
AUGGUGGUGGAUCAGUCAAGAAUUGAGCCCUUCCAAUUGAAUAAUCCUAAGGUGGAAAUUGAGAACUGCAUUGUAAAACUGAAUAAGUUCGGAAAUGAGGUGAAGUCGUUAGCCGAAGAAAAGGGCACCUACUCUAACAGUAUCAUAAUAGCAUCAUUGACACCUAAUCUACAAGAGCAACAUGAGAAUUUGGAUGCUAGUUCUAUUAUCACAAAUCUCAAAAAACUCUUCCAAAAGCGUGCAAGACACGAGCGAUACGAGGUGUCAAAGGCAUUGUAUAGAUGUCGAAUGGCUGAGGGAGUCAUAGUUGGCCCACAUGUUGUCAAGAUGGUUGGCUACAUUCAAAGGCUUGAGACUUUGGGAUUCAUCAUGGAUGCAGAAUUGUCUAUAGACCUUGUUUGGCAAUCCUUGCCUGAUUCGUUCUCCUAA